Messenger RNA from Pelagomonas calceolata, 1048 nucleotides. Lineage: Eukaryota; Pelagophyceae; Pelagomonadales; Pelagomonadaceae. The record is from the annotation of a GenBank genome assembly.
AUGCGUGCUAGCCGCGGCGGCUGGGAUCUCUGCGUAGGCGUCAAAGCAGAAGACCCUACAAUCGCAGGCGCACGAUCGAUCCCAUCGUUUAGCGCUGCCGCAGUGCUGCGCUUUGCACUUGCAUUUCAAGACUAAACACCCAAAAGACACAUCAAAGGCCAGUUGCCCGUGAGCGCGGGGGAAAAAGCAGCCAGCGCGUGGAAAAGCAGCCAUGGCCGGCGUCGGCAACCCGCUCAACGGCCAGAACGUGAAUUACGUGGCCGUGGCGCGCCUCGCGGACCGAUGCGUUGUGGCGCACGCGUCGCACGGCGCGCACGUCGACCAGAGCGGCGUCCGAUCGGUGUUAGAUCCGGCGCAGAUGCGGACCGUCGAUGCGAACAAACACUAUAAUUUCGAGACGAGCGGCGUGGCCUGGCAUUUGGAAAGUGAUGGAGCCGCGUGGAUCUACGUCGCGAUCACGUCGCCCUCCUACCCCCUGAGGCACGCCGCCGGUUUACUAAGGGAUUUGAGGACGAGCUUCCAGCCGAAGGCUGAGGCUGGAUUGAACGCGCGGGGCGAGGGCGCGCUGAACAACGCGAUGUCUGGGAAGUUCCAGCGGUUAUGUGCCCAGUACGACGACCUGGCCAACGUCGACUCCUUGCACGCGACCUUAGCGAAGGUCGAGACGGUGAAAGUCGUCAUGCAGGACUCGAUCGAACUGGCCCUCCAGAACUGCGUAAGUCUGGAAGCGAUCGACCAGAAAGCGGACGAACUCCAGUCGCAGGCGGGCAUGUUCAAGUCGCGCGCGAAGACACUCAGAAAACAAAUGUGGUGGAAGAAGUGCAAGAUGCAGAUGUUGAUUGCGUUCAUCAUUCUCACCAUAAUCGGCGUCAUCGUCGUCGUCAUCCUCGCGUACACGGGCCAGUUCGACAAGAAGAAGGGCAAGGACAAGGACAAGAAGAAGAAGGACAAGUAGCUCGUGAUAUGGCGUGUAACGUCCUUUUUUAGUCAUAUGGGAUGGCGUCGACGACGUGCCGCGCCCGCACCACAUUCCCCCGGAGUAGUAUAG